AUGUACCAUCUUCGGUCAACGAUCGCACUGAAAAUUCCUAUCAGAAGUCUCACAAUGUCAGUGAAUACCAUUACGCAAUCUUUGGCCUCUUUAGGUCUUAAACAGGAAUCUUCUUUCGAAGGCUCUAACCCUGAAUACAAUGUCGUUGAUGUUAUGAGAAAUUACAUCACCAACGAAUUGCAUACUAUUACAGGUAUUGCAAAGGAUAUCAUUUUUGUUGCAUUGGACUCACCUUCUACUUUGGACAAGGGUGACCUUCUUGUUCCUCUUCCACGUUUGAGACUUCCAAAAGGGACAGAUUUCAAGAGCAAAGCUUCUGAAAUUGCAACUGCUUUCAAAACUGGUGGUUACUUGUCUGAGGUUAAGGCUGAAGGUCAAUUUUUGCAAUUCUUUUUUGACAAGAAAUGUCUUUUCAACCUCGUGAUCAAAGAUACAUUGACCAGAAAAACUGACUAUGGGUACUUGCCCUUGGGUGUUGGUAAGAAGAUUAUCAUCGAGUUCUCUUCUCCAAACAUUGCCAAGCCAUUCCAUGCUGGCCAUUUGAGAUCAACCAUUAUUGGCGGAUUCUUAUCUAACUUGUAUGAAAAGGCAGGUUGGGACGUCACCAGAAUCAAUUACUUGGGCGAUUGGGGUAAGCAAUUCGGAUUGUUGGCUGUCGGUUUUGAAAAGUAUGGAGAUGAACUGAAAUUGGAAACGGAUCCAAUCAACCACUUGUUCGAAGUUUACGUGAAAGUAAACAAAGAUAUCACCGAUGAGGGCGAUGUUGAAGGUGGUACUAAUGAUAAGGCUAGAGCAUACUUCAAGAGAAUGGAGGAUGGUGACGAAGAAGCUUUGAAAAUGUGGAGAAAAUUCAGAGAUUUGUCCAUUGAAAAAUAUGUUGACACCUACUCACGUCUUAACAUUAAAUACGAUGUCUACUCUGGUGAAUCGCAAGUGUCUCAGGAAUCGAUGAAGAAUGUUAUCAAAUUGUUCGGCGAGAAAGGUUUGGUCCAUGAGGACAGAGGUGCGAAGUUGAUUGACUUAACCAAAUUCAACAAGAAGUUAGGCAAAUGUCUCGUUGAGAAGUCUGACGGUACUUCUUUGUAUUUGACUAGAGAUGUUGGGGAGGCCAUGAAGCGUUAUGAGCAAUUCCACUUUGACAAGAUGAUUUAUGUCAUUGCUUCCCAACAAGACUUGCACACUGCACAAUUCUUUGAAAUCUUGAAACAAAUGGGUUUCGACUGGGCUAAGAACUUAGAGCACGUAAACUUCGGUAUGGUUCAAGGUAUGUCCACUAGAAAGGGUACGGUUGUUUUCUUGGACAACAUUUUAGAAGAGACUAAGGAUAAGAUGCACGAGGUGAUGAAGAAGAACGAAACCAAGUACGCUCAAAUUGAAGACCCUGAGAAGAUUGCCGACUUGAUUGGUGUUUCUGCAGUGAUGAUUCAGGACAUGCAAUCCAAACGUAUCAACAACUACGAGUUCAAAUGGGAGAGAAUGCUCUCGUUUGAAGGUGACACUGGUCCAUAUUUGCAGUACGCUCACUCUCGUUUAAGUUCCGUCCAAAGAAAGGCUGGUAUUUCCGAAGAGAAAUUGAAGGAAGCUAACUUUGACUUGUUGACCGAACCAUGUGCUGUUCAAAUGGUGAGAGUUUUGGCCCAGUACCCAGACAUCAUCAAGAAGGCAUUGAAAACUAGCGAACCUUCUACUAUUGUCACCUACUUGUUCAACUUGACACACCUUGUUUCGACAUGUUAUGACAUUUUGUGGGUUGCUGGCCAAGAGGAGGAAUUGGCCACAGCUAGAUUGGCGUUGUAUGCCGCUGCCAAGCAAGUCUUGUACAACGGUAUGGUGUUGUUGGGAUUGACGCCAGUUGAAAGAAUGUAG
Molecule: messenger RNA, 1866 nt
Organism: Clavispora lusitaniae ATCC 42720
Lineage: Eukaryota; Fungi; Ascomycota; Pichiomycetes; Serinales; Metschnikowiaceae
Product: arginine--tRNA ligase
Biological process (GO): mitochondrial translation; arginyl-tRNA aminoacylation
Cellular component (GO): cytoplasm; mitochondrion
Molecular function (GO): ATP binding; arginine-tRNA ligase activity
Source: RefSeq, a predicted model, not a curated record